CGACCAGCAGCCGCCGCUACGUCAUCUACACGCGCCGGUGUUUUUGUUGAGACGCCUCUGUUUUAGUUUGCUGUUUUCACCAUGGUAGUGUUUCCAAGUUCACUGACGGAGGAAGAAGAGGCUCUGCAGAAGAAAUAUGCUAAACUAAAGAAAAAGAAAAAGGCGCUGCUUGCCUUGAAGAAGCAGAGUUCAACGAACCAGACAAACCAGGGUGGAUUGAAACGGACUUUGUCGGACCAGCCUGUUGUUGACACUGCAACGGCGACAGAGCAGGCGAAGAUGCUGAUCAAGACGGGUGCCAUCAGUGCCAUUAAGUCAGAGAACAAGAACUCAGGCUUUAAACGCUCUCGAAUGCUGGAAAUUAAACUCAAGGACCCGGAGAAAGGUCAGAUUCCUGCUUUCUUACCAUUCCAAAGGAGUGUCUCUACAGAUGAAGAACUACCUGAGUCUGGGAAAAGAGCACACAGGAAGUCUCUGUAUGAGAGCUUUGUCAGCUCAAAUGACAGAUACCGGGAUGAGGAGGAGGGAGGCAGCAUGUCAUCCAGCCGCGAAGUAGACCGAGACAGAGAGCGAGACCGCGACCGAGAGAUGGAUAGAGAGCGGGAAAAAGACAGAGACAGAGAUAGAGACCAAGACAGAGACCGAGAGAGAGACCGGGAGAGGGAAAGGGAGAGGGAUAGAGACAAAGACAGAGACAGAGACAGAGACAGAGACAGAGACAGGGAACGAGACCGGGAACGAGACCGGGACCGGGAGAGAGACAGAGACCGAAGCAGAGACAGGGAUCGAGAACGUGACAGGGAACGGGACAGAGAAAGAGAUGCACCGUUCAGACGGUCAGAUUCAUACCCAGAGCGGAGAGGGGUACGGAAGGGGAAUACGGUGUAUGUGUACGGCUCUGGGCUCGGCGAGGACAACCUGCGCUCUUCUUUCUCUCAACAUGGAAACAUCAUCGACCUCUCCAUGGACAACCCACGCAAUUGUGCAUUCAUUACUUUUGAGAAGAUGGAGUCUGCAGACCAGGCUGUGGCUGAGUUAAAUGGAGCCACGGUGGGAGACGUUCACAUCAAAGUCAGCAUCGCCAGGAAGCAGCCAAUGCUGGAUGCUGCCACUGGGAAAUCAGUCUGGGCUUCUCUGGCUGUGCAGAACAGCACAAAAGGCUCCUACAGAGACAAGAGGAACCAAGUUGUGUACAAUGAAGAUUUCCUGUGAUUAAAAAAAAUCAUUCUUUUUUAUUUAGGCAUAUAGCUUUUGAUGUUUUUGUUUUAAUGAUGUUAGACAGCUGCUAAGUGUUUGUGUUACAGCGUGAAUACAAAACUAUCUGUUGUCUUGGAUGGUAUGUGAUGUGUGUGGCUCAUGAAAUGAGCGAUACUGUUUUGAGCUCAAUAAAAAGUAUUCAUGCAUUCGUACCGUGAGUGAGAUUUACAUGAGGCUUGUAUCAACAAGACCCGGUGAAAGUGGGACAACAAAGAGGGAUCAUUUGUUUUAUUAACAGAAAAUCAGGGAUGACCUAAGGCCAACUUUUGAACGUGAGGUACCUGUUAAUCAUUCCAAAUCCCACUUUCAAAAUGUAUUUUCUGUACGUGUUGCAACAAAGGAACAAGUUGCAUUAGAUAAAACAAAGUCUAAAAACACUACCACUUUCUCAGUCUUAAUUGUCAACAUAAGUUAAAACACCUGUGUGAGUGGACUAACAGAGGAGACUUUUAUCUCUUAUUUACACUGAUUUAAAUCUCCUUGUCAUUGAACUGUGGCAAGUCAUCGUACUAAACAUGUAUUACAUAUAUUCAAGUUUAACGUUACAGUUCUGAGUCAAACUAAUAAAACUGUCCUAAUAACAAUCAAUGUCCUGUUCACAUGAAAAUCAACAGGACUUUUGUCACUGAGGACAUUUUGACAUCUCCCAAUAUAUAAAGUAUAGUUCCAUUUAGCUGCUUUAGCGUCCAGAUCUUGGUAUUGUGCCUGCUGGCUUUAAUACAACAGAGCCGUCGUUAGUGUCACUAGUAAUACCUGUGCUAUGACAAGUCAAAAUGUCUGGUGUAAAAAAAGGCCUCUUGUCUUGUUUUUUGCAAAUUUGAAACUUAUAUGAAAGGACUCUUAUUUUCACAGUCUGACAUUUUAAAGGCCUCAGUCAUUUUCAAGCACAUGCUUAAAGGUACAGUGUGUAGCAUUUUUUGGGGUUCGAUUGGCAUAAAUGGAAUAUUCAUAACUAUGUUUUCAUAAGUGUUUAACACCCUACAACUUAAGAAUCGUAAAGGUUUUGGUUUUUAAAAAUGAGGCCUUCAUUACUACAUAGGGAGCAGGUCCUCUUCACGGAGUCAGCCGUGUUGCACCGCCAUGUUUCUACAGCAGCCCAGAAAGAGAAACCUCUAGCGUUAGCUUGUGCUUUUUGUAACUUGAAGGCCACCUUAGUUCUCCCACACGCUUGUAACAGUGAAAGUAAGGUGAGCCUUAGGGUGCCAAAUGUGCGUUUGGUUGCAAUUUGCAACCACACCCAUAGAUGCCGCCAAUCCUACACACUGUCCCUUUAAUAUCCCCAUUGGGAUUGUGACCCCACAGACUGACCCCCCCACUGGAUGCAGAGAGCUGCAGAGCCUGAGGAGUUUAAGA
Anoplopoma fimbria (sablefish) is the source of this 2610-nucleotide messenger RNA. It is a transcript of the gene nelfe, whose product is annotated as negative elongation factor complex member E. Gene Ontology annotation, biological process: negative regulation of transcription elongation by RNA polymerase II. The record is from RefSeq and is a predicted model, not a curated record. The coding region runs from base 82 to 1212 and encodes 376 amino acids. The transcript is spliced from 11 exons. Gene Ontology annotation, cellular component: NELF complex. Gene Ontology annotation, molecular function: RNA binding. Lineage: Eukaryota; Metazoa; Chordata; Actinopteri; Perciformes; Anoplopomatidae.